AUGAAUAUUUCCCUGGUUAUACCACCCGAGCAAAAGGCCGCAUACCUCCAGACCUUGCCUGCCAUUCGUGAACGAUGUUCACGCGUGCAUGGAAAAGCUCUUCAAGGGAAACUCCACUGCUUCGAGUACUUCCCUGAAAAAGAGGAUCAAGUCGUUGAUUUCUGCAUUGACAUCAUCAAGAGAGACUUUGGGGAAAAUUUCGAUACUAUCCCUCCCCACGGGCGAUGGAGGCACUUGGACGCAGGCCGAGAACGCGUCAGACCUCUGCUUACACAAUGGAAGGAGACUGUGGUCCCUGUACUAGAACAAACGAAGCGAUUGGUCGACCUUAUUUUGGUUUCUGUCUUGCUUGAUGCUGGCGCUGGCAACGUCUGGACAUACACAGAAAAGAGCAGCGGCAAGAAGUUUGCGAGAUCGGAGGGGCUUGCUGUUGCUAGCUUUGACGCCUUCGUGGAAGGGCACUUUUCGGGGGACCGCGAACAACCUUUCAGAGUUGAUGCCGCCGGACUAUCUCGAAUCACCGUCGAGAAGACCACAUCUGUAUUUCAAGUUGACACAAACUCAAACCUCAUGGCGGGUCUUGAAGGCCGUACCAGUCUUCUAGUCAACCUCGCAGGGGCGUUGAAACGAAACACCGAAUACUUCGGACCCGACGCACGUCCGGAAAUAUUGUUGGUCAGCUAUUUUCUCCAAAAAGAGUCCCAAAUUUUCUCACCAAACCAGAGAGGGAUCCACGUAGCAUCUUUAUUCCAUGCUCUCAUCUAUGGUCUUCGACCCAUUUGGCCCGUACGCAACACUCUUGCUGGCGUAGCUCUCGGGGACGUUUGGCACUGUGCUGUGCUUAACGAAAGCACCGAAAAAGAUGCCGACGACUAUGUUCCCUUCCAUAAACUUACACAAUGGUUAACAUACAGUUUGGUUGAACCGAUCGAAAAGGUGUUGGGUUGGACAGUUGAAGGUCUUGAGGAUAUGACUGGUUUGCCAGAGUAUCGAAAUGGUGGUCUCCUCGUUGACUUUGAAGUCCUGAAACUCAAAAAGGAUUCAUUAGCCAACUUCUAUCCCGAUCCUUCAUCCAACAUUCCUCAAACUUGGGCAACGAAUCUAUCGUUACCGCAAAUUCUGGAAAGCGCAACGUGGAAGGGCGGGCGUGAGAUUGCGAAGCAAAAGCGACCUAGCACCGGUGGACCGCCUAUUGACAUUGAAAGCGACGGAACAGUAUUCUAA
Molecule: messenger RNA, 1224 nt
Organism: Cantharellus anzutake
Lineage: Eukaryota; Fungi; Basidiomycota; Agaricomycetes; Cantharellales; Hydnaceae
Product: DUF1688-domain-containing protein
Exons: 7
Coding region: 1-1224 (407 amino acids)
Source: RefSeq, a predicted model, not a curated record